UAACGUUUGGAGACAGGCUCGCUCCCGACCUGCCCCUUUCCUCCCCGCGCGAGACGGCUGGAGCCACCGACGGCGCAGGUGUUGCUGAUAAGUGGAACUCCGGGAGGCUGAGUUAAGUUGUAUCAUGUCUCAUCUGGAAUUGAUUGCUUCCAUUACCGAAGAAAACAAAAGAAGAAAGAGAAAAAGGAUUAUUAUGACAGCCAUGUAUGUUGAGUCAGUGUGUCUUGGGCUAGCGUAUCUUAGUACGCAGAGGGCACCGAAGAGUUUGGGCUGCUUUAGUGAUGAAGAGCAGCGAUAUGGUCUUCGGAAGUAUUUGCUGAAGGAAAUGUACAAUGGGUCAGAAAUCACUUGCUAUGAUGAGUUGCGACUAACAAAAAGAAACUUUCAUGCUUUGUGCACGAUGUUACGCGAGAAGUGUGGUCUCAUUGAUAGCAUAUAUGUGACUGUAGAAGAAAAGGUUGCUAUGUUUUUAUUGGUUGUUGGACAUGGUAUUAAAAUGAGGAUCCUGCGGGGCACUUACAAGCGUUCAUUAGACACUAUCAGUAGGCACUUCUCUUCCGUGUUAACAGCCAUACUUUCCCUAAGUGGGGAGUUUAUCAAGCUUCCCAAUCCAUCUGUCGAGCCUCCGGAUGAUUACAAAUGGAAGUGGUUUGGCAAUGCAUUGGGAGCACUAGAUGGGUGUCAUGUUGAUGUUUCUGUUGUUCCAUCUGACCAAGGAAGGUAUAGGAACAGAAAGCAAGCAAUCACCACUAACAUGCUAGGUGUGGUUGACUGGAACAUGAAAUUUCUUUAUGUUCUACCUGGCUGGGAGGGAUCUUCAUCUGACUCGAGAGUGUUGCGUGAUGCAAUGAGAAAUAAUCGUCAAGAUGCAUUUGUUGUACCGCAGGGAAAGUAUUACUUAGUGGAUGCUGGCUACACCAAUGGGCCGGGCUUUCUUGCUCCAUUCCGAUCGACUCGGUACCACUUGAAAGAGUGGGUUGCAAGUCAACAACAGCCCCAAACUUCUAAAGAGCUCUAUAACUUGCGUCAUUCUCGUGCUAGAAAUGUUGUGGAGAGAACUUUCGGGUUGUGGAAGAAAAAAUGGGCCAUACUAAGAGUUCAAUCUUUCUUUGAUAUAAAGGACCAGAUUCGAAUUAUUAAUGCGUGUUGUGUGUUACACAACUUUGCAAGGGAUAGGCAACAUGUGAUGGAUGAUCUAUUGCUUCCAGAAGUUGACCAUGAACUAGAUGAUUUGGAACUUGAGACGGGGGAUGACGCUAACUUAAUUACAUCUGUUGAAGUCACAAAUGAAUGGACCAACUUUAGGCAAAACUUUGCAGAUGACAUGUAUGCUGAGUACCUUGUGAGGCAUGCAGAACUAGAGAUGUAGUAGCUUGAUGAUGGUAGUCUCAUUUUGUGUAGUAGCUUGAUGAUGGUGGACUCAUUUUGUGUAGUAUCUAGAUGAUGGUGGUCUCAUUUUGUGCAGUCGCUUGCUGGAUAUCUUUUGUGUGAUAGCAUAGGUGGCUGUGAUGAUGCCUUGUGUUGUACAUGCAUCACCUUCCCAUAUAUAUGAUAGUGUUUCUCUAAAAUUUUCACUUUCAUGUACCAUUUAUUUAUGCAUAAUCUUGAUCCAACAUGCUGUUUUUCUUUGUGCAUAUUUUUUUU
Triticum dicoccoides is the source of this 1644-nucleotide messenger RNA. Its product is annotated as protein ALP1-like. NCBI's taxonomy places the organism in Eukaryota, Viridiplantae, Streptophyta, Magnoliopsida, Poales, Poaceae. Bases 125 to 1369 code for a protein of 414 amino acids. The transcript is spliced from 5 exons. The record is from RefSeq and is a predicted model, not a curated record.